Osmia lignaria (orchard mason bee) is the source of this 17440-nucleotide messenger RNA. RefSeq lists its product as uncharacterized. Gene Ontology annotation, molecular function: RNA polymerase II cis-regulatory region sequence-specific DNA binding; DNA-binding transcription factor activity, RNA polymerase II-specific. NCBI's taxonomy places the organism in Eukaryota, Metazoa, Arthropoda, Insecta, Hymenoptera, Megachilidae. Gene Ontology annotation, cellular component: nucleus. The record is from RefSeq and is a predicted model, not a curated record. Gene Ontology annotation, biological process: regulation of transcription by RNA polymerase II; anterior/posterior pattern specification.
GUUAGUGUGUUCUGAAUGAAAGGGAAAAGGACACACAGUGUUUCAGGAGUGAGGAGGCCUUCGGCGGAGCAGAAGUCAAAACCCACCUGACAUUUCUUCAUCACAGUGUCAUCGCAAGUUCAUAGUUCUUAUGGGUCAAUCUCGCAUGGACAACUCAACAGUUUUCAAUCCUUUCAUUAAACAGAUGAACAUUUUUCAUGAGCAUCCAGCAGAAUCAUCAACCAGUGCAUCCAGGUUGUUGAAGAUGAGGGACGAGGUGAAAUAAGGUGAACGGAAGAGGAAGGAAGACAAGGGAGGACGAAAGGAAGCAAGAGAACGAGAGACAGAGCAGAGAGCUAGCUGGCAGGUUAGAGAGGGGCUUGGUGGGAGGAUGGCGGUCAGAAUUUAUGGCCGCUUUAUCACUUUACCGGCCUUGCCGCGUCUCCUUUAGCCGUGAGGAGGGCAGGAUCUCACGAUGAACUUUGGCACUCGACUUCGUUGCACUCGACGAACGGUGAUGCGUUUUGGAAAUUCAGCGAGUUCAACGUUUUGGCUUAAUGACCGAUGACAAUGAUUAUGGGUGGAAUAAAGAUUCAACUGUGAGCUUCAAAUUUUGGAUCAAUCUGGAAAGCAAGCAAGUUGCUGAAGCAAAGUGGUUAAGGGUGUGGCCUUUAAAAAGUGUGUUGGAUAAAAUGGAAACAGUUACUCUAUUGAACACUAAUUAUUUAUAAAAACUGAUGUUUUGGAACAGUGUUGGAUAAAGUGAAAAUACGAGUUGAAUAAGUAGACAUAUAUUCGAUGAAUUUAUCAUAGCUAUAGUUUAUGAUAAUUAACAAAAAUUAUCAGUAUGAUAACAACAUUGUCGACAAUUAAGUGUUAAGUUAGUACUAUGUCCAACACAAAUGUACUAUUUUGUUGCUACAAGUAAUUCAUAGUAACAUAUGCUAAAAUACAUUAAAAAGUUUUGCAGAUAUCUAAGAAAGAAAUUGUUCUCCAUUUACCAGCACUGUAACCACGUACCAAUCAACGUCUCCAUUGACCAUUAGGUUUCCAUCAGUCAUAUUAAUUAAGCUACGACUCUACAAAUGAAAUUAUCAUUUUCCAAAAUUCAUCUCCAACACUUAUAUGCAGGUGUUCACCGCACUCUUGAUCUCACUGGAAGCAAAUAGUACGCGGAUCACUGCAAACACCUUGUGGAAACUGAAACCAAAUGGAGGCUAGAAACAGGAAUCGUCGCGAAAACCUUUCAAAACUGGCGCCGUUUUCGAGGUAGCUGGCAGCCAUUAGGUUGCCCCGUGUCGUGACAUUCGAGGGAGAGGAUGAUGGUUCCAUCGAGUAGGUAGUGCCUAGACGGGGCUCCACCCAGCACUUAGUUCACGUCGUGACUGUGGCCCGGGGCACGACCGUUUCCAGGGUACAGUCACGCCCCUGCCCUGCCAGCACCGUGCUCCGAUUCGUUGGCCCAUAUCUCAUCUGGUCCAUCGCAUUAGCCUAAUCUGCCAACUACGAGAGAAUAGAGGGGCGAACGAACCCAAAAAAAAAGGGAAAAAAGAAAAAAAAAACAGAGAACAAGUAUAACAAAAACGCGGCCAUCGAUGGUUGCCCCGCCGACGUGAAAUUGCACGGUGAGGUGCUGCCCUCUUCGUAGCCGAACCGCGGAUACGACCGAUCGAUUUUUUGCACAACGCGUCAAAAGAACGUGUUUCUCUUAAAUUUCUGAGGUAUUGUUUGUUUCGCGACAUCGGGCCCUUUUUAGGGAUACCAGGACCCAAAGGGUUCGACGAUUUUUCAACGAUCUCAUCGUUCCUAGAAGCGAACAGCAGACGAUGGGCAGCGCGGAUAUCUUGGAUCUGUACAGCUUAGAGAUACGAGUUCGCCACGGUCGACGAGCCAGUUUACGUCUCACAUCGGACGGGGAAGCAGCCUGCCGUGACGCGCGUUCGAGUUCUGUGCCCUGUUCGAGCCAUGCUUUCCGAAAAUUAUCAACCGCAAUGAUACGAAGAAGAAAUUCACCCCAGUUCCGCAAAGGGAACAACAUUUUUUUUCUUACUUCUGUCUGGAUUGCAACCGUAAUGAUGUUAACAGCUAGGAUCGGAUGUUAUAAGGGAACGAAGAAGAAAAGUCGAAUGCUUGCUAGCUAGCACAGGACCUAGCGCGAAAUCAAGAUCUUGGUUUUAAGGCGGGGACACCGGGGUAAUGGCGUGUGCAUUAUUCUGAUAAAUCGUUCCGGCUGGCGUCAAACCUGACUUCGGGGCUGACAGCGACCCUGGUCAAUCGUAUCUACUCUUCUACGCAAGACGUUCGCGUUCGAACGCGCGGAGCUAUUCAACGAUCGUCUGAUGCGGAAAAAUCGGGCGUAGUUUUGAUUUUCGUUAGGUCCUCCCGUCAUCCAUCAAGUGAAAAAUUAAAAACUUGAACGAGGAAUAUUAUUUCAACCUAUUUAUACGGUUUGGAUAAAUAUUACAACUUAAAAAGCAGCAAAUAAGACGCUUGCAUUACAUAAAUUUAUUUAGCUCAUUUGCAUCGCUGGAUGUUCAGCAAACGUUUCUUCAACAUCAGCGAUCCCCUCCAGGAAUGAGCGCGCAACGAUCAGGGAUAAGUGAAUCGAUAGGCAGGAGUAAUCGAUUCGAGUACGCAUACAGCGUCCCCUAAUCCCGUGGCCAGGUGUCGAGAUAUCGAAAGGUGAUGGAACGCCUCGAGACGCGUUAAAUAUUGAACCGGUCGCGAAGCACACGCUGGUUGGCCGGUAAUGAGCCUGUCCUUCGUAUCUCGCGGAUGAUACACCUCCCCUUACCUUUCCGUCCAACGAUCGGGUUCUGCUCAUUAGCGACAGAUUAAUACGAUCUGUUCGAAGGGAACGAGCGGACAAAUGCACGGUAGCCGUGUCCAAGCCGACACGAGCCAUUCGUUUCGAAUAUUUUGCUGCCUUUUCGAUGUGGACGCGCGCGUCCGGUGGACGGUCCAUCUAUCUCGCUCCACGAUCGCCCGGAACUUCGCCGUAAGGUCUUUAUCGGGGCAUCUGGAUAUUAAGCUGACACUCGCGUUGCUUAAUCAGUGUCCAGGGAAAUUCGAGGCGGUACCAUCGGCCGAGUUGUUGGAUCCUCGAUUAAUGGGGGAUGCGAGUUGCUCUUCGGCUUUGCCUCCGCGUUCCCCGCUGGGCCACCGGAUCAUCAAAAUAUUUGCUCGGGUAGAAAUUAUGCGAUCUCCAGCAACUUCUACCUUGUGGUAAAAAAUGUUACUCAGGUUCGGUAAAAAUUUCAGUCAAAAAUGUUGAUCCAUUUUUGAAAUAUGUUAAUUAUCGUUAAUUAACCGAGAAGUCAUUAUUAAGGUUCAAUCGGGUGUACGAUAAAAAUCCGGAUUCCUCGUGUCGAAAUUAUCUCUCAAGAUCUGAAGAAGGAGAAGGUACUCGCGGUUGGCAGUCGUAUUGAUCUGGACAGUUUGGUCCAAACUGGUCAGAGUCGAUAAUUAGUCAAUCGGUCAGUGUUUGUUUUAUUGAAAUUGAGUUCGAAUCGAGAUCCAACUCUUAACGAGCGUCUGUCCAGUUAGUUCAUUCAUGCCGGCUAAUUCUCAGCCUGUUUCCCUUUCGGCCCGCUUUCGUUCUCGGAUACUUUUACGCGUACCGUGCAUUAAUCGUUCGAUUAAGCCGCCCGAUAACGCCCUCUUCAGGCGAGCGGUUCACAGGCGUGCCACCAGUCGGCGCCAUAACUCCCUAGCGACGAGUCGCGGUUUCUGAAGAACCUACGACCGCCUACCUGGAUCAUCGGUCUCGAUUUUUCACCGCUGGACACUUUAUUCGAAAUACACACAGACGCUCCAGUCCCUCUAAAUCAUAGGGACAUUUGGACGGACACGAGACUCUUAUCGAUUCCGCGAAUCCGAACGAUUCGCUGCUUACUCUGAAUCGUAUUGAUAAUUAAUUGCACGAUCGGAUUGAGACCGUGUCGCUAAAAGUGGAAACUUUUAACGAAACGAGAUUCACAGUAGAAAUCAUCAUUUUAAACGCGUGAAUCAUCAAUCCAUUUAAUGAAGAUCGUUUGUCAUUUAGGAAAUUGUUCCGGGAGAAUUUUUGCAAUUACUUACUAGAGAAUAAUUGGCGGGAUAGUUGAAAAGGGUUUCGCUUUAGCGUGUUUCGAUGGCACUUAAUCGCUCAAUCUGAGAUUCGAGUUGAUCUUGCAAAGACUUUACGGUUUGAAAAUAGUUUUCAAAGAGCGGAAGCAACAAAUAAUCGGCCGAGGUGCAGGCGGAAACCACGCGUAACGCGGUUCCCGGUCGUGCAGAAGCGGGAAAGAAAGAAGAGUAGGGUGACAGAAGUAGAUCGAAAGGAGCAUGAAAGGGAAAGAAAGGAAGAGAGAAAGAGACACAGGGGAGAGAAAAUAGAGUAACACGUUUAGAAUGGACGCGCCCCAUAUAAUCUCUACGAUGCUUCUCGAGCCUUCUUCUGUCCGCCUUGGAAAUCAUCCCUGAACCGCGUCGAAGAAUCAUCGCCUGCUCAUUGUACAUUCGCUUGCAACAUCUUCGGUUGUUCCAUUGUCGUGAAUCUCGAGCCCAUUGGAAACGAAUCUAUCUUGAAAAGUCUCUUCAUAAAGAAAUCAAUAAUUUUAACUUGAGAGAGACAAAUCACCGUCUUAGAAUGUGUCCUCUUUCUAAUGGGAAGAAUAAUAAAUUCGUCAGACUGGCGGUUGAACAUUUUCGACGAAUGUGCCGGUCUAUGGGUUAAUUCGUCCAAUUAAUUCGUGUUGAGAUUGAAAAUAAGGUAAAACGUGAUGAAUGUUAAACGGCUACGCCUCUGCAAGGUUUAUACUGUACAAGCGUACGUGUUAUAUAUGCGUGCUACUGAAUUUGCCGUCCAAAGCAAACCGUAUGUCGGACAUCGGCACGAUUUAUCGCGUUGACACGUGUCUCUUACAGAGAGACGCGUUUCGCCCCCGUGGUAGAGCCUCUCUUUUAACCGCGAUUAAAAUACAUUCGCCAGGAUAGAACGACCGAAUUUCCACGGACCCUGUUUCCCGCUGUUUCUUGCGAACCGGUUAACUCUUUCGUCGUAAUUUAUAACUGCAAGCAAGACGAUGCGGCUUCAUUAAAGACACAGACAACUAGGAGAACGUUAAAUCCACCUCUCGUGGAUUCUAAUGGGAAUUUAGAAAGGUUGUCUUUACACGUGCUUGCAGGGAUCUGUGUCCCGUGUUUUCUUAUUAUUAUUAACAAACGUUGCUUCUGUCAAAAUAAUUAUUUCUCAUCAUUAAUGUUACUUUGCUGCUGUAUUUGGUUAUAAAAGCUAAACUUACGAUAGUGUGUUUUACAGGGUACAUCGAGGUUUGGGUGCACCCCUCGCUGGGUACCAAAAUUCAUAGACUAAAUCAUACCUGGCCCAAUUUUUCUUCCCUUACUAAGUGACCAAAAAAGAGAGAGAGAAAGAGAAAGUUGAAAAGGGUCAUGGAGUGCAAGCUGGGAUCGCGUGAAGACGCAGCGAAGAAGAGAGAAAGAAGGAGGGAUAUGAUUUAUAUUUCUUUCCGAUCGUUCGCAUUAAAAAAUGGUAAAUGCUCUUAAUGACGGCAUUAAUAAUUGUAUUCAACGAACCGCCGGUAUUGACCUGAAGACACCCGUACGAGGCACGCCCGUAGAAUACCCUUGUAACGAUCUGGUCCGGCAUUCAUCUGGGCGGAGAAAGAUCGUUUGUGAAUGAGCGAACAUUCAAUGGGCACACUUUUGAUCCCGACAUUAUUAAUUAUCCGCAAGUAGCUGCUAACGCCUGGACUUCUUUUUCUAAUCCAGAUUGACUUUCCAGCUUGGAGAACCCCCGUGACUUUGACCCGUGACUCAACCAUUCAGUCAUUUCCAGCUCUUGCAUCCGAUCACUGGAUUGGAUGAUGCACCCGAUGUAUAUUGUUGGAUUAUUGCUCGCAUCCUACCUUGUUAUAAAUACCAGGAACUUAGAAAUUUCUCUGCCUCCUCUGUUGUAGUUAAAAAAAUUUCAAAGUGAAAUUUCAAAAACUCCAAAGAGGGAAGCAUGGUAUGAAAAAGACCGAGGAAAAAGUUUCUAAGUCCAUUUUCAAUAUCUAUUUCACCAAAAUCACAUACAAAUUAUAUAAAAACUCAUAUAUUGAACAACCCUUUCAUUAGCAACUUCCUAUCUCUUCAAAGGACAGUUUGCUUGCUCUUUAAACUAGCACGCAGAUCAACCGGAUGUAGGCGUUCACCGUGUUCGUCGGUUUCGAAUGACGGAGGAAUCGCCAGGGGCCAUUGGAAAUCGCUCGAAUCGUGACCCUUAUCGCCUUAUUAAAGAAGGCACCCCUUCGUGGUCUGCGUCACGUUGAUCCCCGGACGCGGUACCAUGUUUAUCAGCCGCCUGCAUCGGCGUUCCCUUUCAUGGUCUUUAAACCGGCGCACUUAGCAUGGCCCGUCAUUACUUAACGGUGAGUAAUAAAGUUGUACCACCAAUUAGUCGACGCCGUGGAAGCACGCGCAUCAACGCGAAGCAGGUAGCCGGCCUUGCGUAUCGCGGCCACCUUUAUCUCGGCGAUAUCUCGUUUCGGUCGUUCAGGAUAAAAUCGGUAAUCCGAGAAUAAUCGUUAUUAUCUUACGACGGUGUACGGAUCGGCAGCUGGCGAGCAAUUUAUCUGUCUACGAUCGCGUUCGAUUGUUGCAUCGACGGGAAACGAGCGGUUUCCUGGUUGAGAAAAUCACUUCUCUUAACUAUAGAGCAGAAUCUUGCGGGAGGUGUUGUGUAUUGAUCGGUAGAUCAGCAUCGAGCAAUUACGAAAAGAUUGAAAAUUUUCCUUAGAAAUGGAAGAAUGGAAUACGUGUGAACCAGGGUCCUUUGAAAGUGAAAUUAGGCACAUAGAAUUAUCCUUGCCCGUUAUCAAACACCGUUACAAAACGGCAAAUACCGGCCUCGUGACUCGAAUCGCGAAUAAAACAGCGGAAAUGGCUGAAGGACGAAUCGCUGUGACGAUUCGCAGGGUGAUUUUUAUUCAGAACGACGAUGACACGACAAAACUGGACGAAAAGACAAACAACCGUUCGCGGACGUGUGAGUGGGCUCCAGGAACGUAAUUAAUGAGCAGUUUGGCGGUCGGCCGGACAGCUGUCCAGUGUUUUUUCUGCGACGAACGGAAUCGUUGGCCGUCGCGUCGCGGCAACGAAAGCUGGAGAACGAGAAAACGCGGAAAGCUUCUCUGGAUUCGAGGCAGAGACGCGCCUUUUGGACGCUGCGGAAGGAACAAGAUGGAUUGCCUGACACUACCGGACAAGAUCAAUUGAAUUUCUAUUUCGACGUAACCGAGACCCGUUUGCCGCUAACCUCGGUUCACCAUCCUACUAUCCAUCCCACCCUUCUUUCCGCUCGAAACUCUAAUUCUUUUUCCAGCAGUCGUCGAUGUCACGAUAAUUGUAACCGGCGAUCUACUCUGCCCUCCUCCGAUUCAUUGGUUAUUCGAUAAUGAUCGUUGCCUCGAUUGUAGUUACUUUUUAGUAAUUAAGCUUGUUAGCCAUUACGAAAAAGAAAAAAGAAACAAUUUCCUCGAAACUUAUCUCUGAACGUCACGUAGACCGCUCAGAAUUGAGUUUGUUACGUUUUCGUUACACUUUUUAUUCAAUAUUAUAAAAAAUUAUCGCAAUCAUUUAAAACACAUUCCAAUAAUAUAUUAUUGGUGUUCUGCGACGACGCUCGCAUUUAUCUCGCGGUUGCAACUUUCACAAUCGUCGUUUCAAGGAAUAAACCAGUGAUUAGCGCGUAUCACGUGUAUGCCGAUACUCCAAUCGGUUAUUGACCACGAAAAUGCUUACGCUCGUAGCAACUGAUAUUCUCUGUUCAACAGUGAUAGCAGAGCCGAUGGAAAGAAACGACGCACCGCGGAAAAUCGCCGAAUGACGUAAAACUGGGUAACCAUGCUACGUGUUAUCAAGGCCGCUGUUUUGCUGGCUUAACCUUAGUUAAUAUUAAAAGAGAUCUGAUACUAAAUGAUUCUUUAUUUCGCAGAAAGAAAUACACGUUACAUGAUCAUCAUUUCUAUCUUCACGUAGAAAAGGUUAAUUCGAAGGAAAACCACGUAAAGUCGUUGAUGGCUCGCUAGCAAAACGCUGCUCAAUGUAUCAUUAGGUAGUCAUUGCGAUCACCGUGGGUCCCGUAGGUACACGCACCGCCGACGGACACGUAGGUAAGCCAUCCUGGCUUCAUUCACGUCAGAUGCGAGCCAACCACGUCAUUUAUCUGCCAACCAUCCCGGCUAACGAUGCAUUGCCGGCUUGUUGGUCGAGCUUCGUGGCAUCCUCGUGUUCUGCGGACUAACUUCCCCUGGAAUUUCGACCUCUUUCCUGCACAAUUUGAAUCAAUCUCUUCUUUUUUUUCCUAUUAUAGAGGUAAUGGAACAAAGGCUCGUUUUUUGGUUCGAUUCCUCUCCAUAGACUGUAUCAACGCGUUACUCCAACCUCAUCUUUAAUUAAUGUGCAUUAAUCACGUUCGUGAGAGAAUUUACCGGUGCUGAGUGCGAAUAAAAUUAAUGCGUAUAAUAUGUAUGAAUGCAAUUCGCGUGAGCGAAGCUGCUCUAAGGUCUUGUAAUAAUUUUUAUGUUUUCCAUUAAUUCAGCUAUAGAUAAUUCUCUCAAAUAUUUUCCAUUAUUCGCUCUUGUUUCCCUUCUUGUUUAACGACGUUAUCGACGUUAUCGUUUCCAGGAGCCUCCAUUAAACUCCAGUCUCGAUGCUGGAACUUUUUUCCCCAUUCAGGUCCUCGCUCGCAGCCGGCGUCUUCGUCGAAGCACGACUUCAAAGCGCAAUACAAUAUCGCGCGGUCGAAGUUAACGAGAGUUUCGCGUGUCCCGGAAACAAGCGGCUUGCCAUAGACGGCCGCACUUACAACCUCUCGCUCGGACCACUCCCAAAUUUGGCACGCACCUUAAACACUUGGAGCAAUUAGCGAACUGUGCCACGAGGCCGAGGCAAAAACCACCCCCGGCCCCUUUUGCCAACGACACAGAACGAUAUACCAUCGUUUGAUGCAGAAAAUAUGUUAUUCAUCAAUUUUUUAGUCAUUAAUGUACAAUUAUCAACCUCGGCGGAAGAGUUAACGUUGAAUAGCAAAGAGUCGCAGGGACUGUUAAUAGAAAAAACAUCAGCAUCGCGACGGAGGAGCGUCGUGGCGUCGCUGGACCAUCAUCGUAUCAAUGCUCCCCGGAUUGACAGACCCGGACUUGAUAAAUGAUACUCGGUACGGCCCCAUGCACCCCUCUCUCCCUUGGAGUUUCGCGUUCACCGUGGAUCCACCCCUGCUGAGCUCGAUCGAGAAAGAGGGUGCCUCGUUCUCGGACCGCUCGCAGUCUGAACAGACAUCCGAAGAGAGACUAUGAGCGGAGAGAGAAGAUAUCUCUGCGGUGAGAAGUAAACACGUUAUACAAACGAAUGCGGGAUCGAUAACGUUGCUCAGGAUCCCGUGAAGACUUUCUCACUGCCUCCUCAUCCUCUUUUCCCCUCUCGUCAGGCUUUUUCCAACGGACUUGUCUCUUCUCUUUCCACUGCUUUAUAGAGGUCUGGAGGGUCCACGAUGUCCUUCAUGAUCGAUAACUUUAGCAAAGUAAUUCACGGAUUUACAGAGGUAAAUGAUUUGCUUCGGAGUGGAUUUAAUUGGAGAUUCGAGGGUCGUUAGGGGUUAGAAGGGUUGAUAAUCGAAUUGGUUUCUCUUUUACGUGUACUUAGUGGUUUGAGUAGUUUUGAAAUUAAUUCAACAAUAUGAAGGCACAUUCGAAAUUCAUUUCUCGUUUUCGAUGAUUUUUAUGAUAGCGUUGAAGGAGUGAAACUAAGGAAACUGGUUAUAACUUUCCAGUUAGAUAAAUAUUACUCGAAUUCAAAGAUACGUAAUCGUAAAAUCAAUGUAUAGAUAAUCGGGAGUUGAUUAUGGUUCAACAUGUAAGUUGACUUGAACAAAUAAAACAAAUAUUAUUAGACGCCUUAAUAAAUUCAUAGAUCGCAUCAAUAGAACGUUUACCGUGUUUAUAGGCAACUAAACGCAAUGAUGAAAUUUUCUGGCUGACGAUGGUGUAAUAAACACUUGUUAAAUAUUAAUCAGUUAAGCACAAGUCGGUUUCCUGAAAAGAACAAGGUUUCUCCUCGAACAAACUUGUUUUCAUAUUCAUUCCAGUCGAAAGUGCGCGGCUUCCAUCCGAAACUAGUUUCUACUUUUGAAUUAACAGAAUGCUUCAGUCAAUAUUUAUUGCUACAAGGUUUGAGUGGAAAAAAACAUAUCUCCAUCUUUUAUGAUACCAAUAUAGUUACUAUUACUGAUUGUUAGUUAACGGUUAAAAACUGCUUUCUUCAUAGAAAAUUUCUCCCCUUCGCAAUGUCGUCGGUUCGUGAACCGAAAGGGCAGGGUUGGCCGCGUUUAAAUUUCGAAAUUCCUUAGGGAGGGUUGUCGGUUCGUCGCAUAGCGAUCACUUGGCUUUCGGCAAGAAAGCUAUUCACUAUUUCGACACAAUGCAAAUCCCUUGGGCGUUUAAACAACGCGCGUGUCCGAUGUUCAAGGAAUUAACCAUUGACUAAUAAGUGUCAAUAUUUACCCUCUGGGUCCUAAUCUGUCGAGGAGCCAAUUGGGAUUUCAAAUUCAAAAGAAGGACAACGUUGUAAACACUUCUUGUACCUGCUUAGAAUUAGGAGGGGUUUGUAGAAAGCUUAUUAAACGCGUCAGUUUUGAAACUUUGAGAGUUUCUAAGCCGACGACGAAAUGAGUGAUAUUCACACGUGGCGUUCAUCUCGUAGAUAAUUAUUUAUAAAGUAGAAAAAUUCACAUCUACUUUGCGUACCCUGUUGCAAAGAUCGGGUCGUUAAAGUAAGAAAAGGUAUCGCGCUUUUUGCUCCAGUUCUCGUUACCUCUAUCCAAAAGAUUGGCCACCCUUCGAACGAUUGCUCAGCGGUUUUACCGCUCCGCCCCGAAACGCCUGUUCGUCUCGUGUUCGCUAUAACGCUGCCAUUAAACCCGUGGCUUUCUGCUUACAGUCAUCCAUUUUGAAUUUCCCUUCUUUUGGAUUCUAAUUUUAAUUCUAAUGGUAGCUGAUAGUCCACAUAUGGAUUAAUGCCAUAUUACAUUUUAUUAAUUUAAUUAAUUAAUACUUUUAAUAUUAAAAAAAAAGGAAUGGACAGCCCAGCAAACAUAGAGAUCUUUUAACGACGAACUGGAUUUGAUUCGGAUGGAUCCAGAUAGUUGAUUGUAGAGUAACGCAAACAAAAUAUAAAUCAAUCGAACAAUAAUAGAGGCCGCCUGGCUUGAUCCCGAUAUUUCCAAUUUUCCCAAAUGGUCGCAAACGCCACCCUACAAACCGGUGAACAUUCUCUCCCUUCGAGGUACACAGGGCGGAUGGGGGCACAUAUGUUAGCCCCCGAGAUGCCGCGCCAUUUCACGCAACGCGAAGCCCCAAUUUAAUUUGUCCUACGAACCAAGAAUCCGAAUUCGAAAUGUAACUGGUUCGAUAGAGCCCAGAAUCCAUCAAGAAAAAUCUACGUGACCAAACUUAAAAAUUUUCCUUUCGCUUAAAGAAAAUUAGUUCCAAGACACUAGAGCACUAUGUUGCUGUAUUUACAAAACUCUGCACCGUUUUAAGGUACUGAAACCCAGAAUUCUUCCCUCAAGCCUACCUUCGACCUACCUCCAUGAAGAAUCAACGUGUCCAAACUUCAGCAGAUCAUCAAGGUAGCCUGACCAUUGAAAAUCAAAGAACACGAGUGCGUGACAGAUUUCCAGCAGAAAAAAAAAAGAAACAAAACAGAAGGUAAGGGUGGUCAGGAGUGAAAGUUUUAUUGCACGUAGCCGGGGAAUUUUUCGUCGACGGUUCGCCUUCUUGUAUACCUGCGUGACAAAAACGUGGAACAGCUGGCAAUAAUUCUGUUUAUGGUGUUCCAAAGUGACCGUGCGACACGGCCGACGCAAAAAUGAAGACACCACGGCUAGCGUGGUGUACAAGUACGGCGUGGGGAUAACGCGUGGGGAGGCGCGUGUCUUCGAGCUGCUCGGUUGUUAAGGGACGAUGCUAUUUAUGAAGCAGACUCAUAAAGUAUAAAGACGGCGCACUUUGGCUGCAAUACGUCAUCCCAGGUGUCGUUCAGGUAGUUUGCUUAAUACUACGUGUCUGCUUUGGUCCCGCUGUAAAUAAGAACCUGCCUUUUUUUCUCCCACUCCUUCUUUUACCGUACUACUCGUUGCCUCUGUUGCUUAACAAUGAACAGGAGGAAACAUUAAUUUUAUUGUGUAAUUACAAUUUCUAAUCGUGCUUGUGAAUAUUUAUUUUUUAAUAUCAGUAUCGAAGAAGUGAUCAAAAUUACAAUUCAGAAUGAUCGGAUCCCUCAUAUUCUUCGGUCCUAAACUAAAAAAAAAACAGUACAGCAGAGAUUCCCGGGACUAGGGAAAAUGAAGUCAGUAGGUAAAAUCAUUUACGGUCCGCGAAACGUCCCUGUCGGGACCCUCGUCGCUUCCCACAAGUAUCGCCCUUUGCGGAUUAUUAUUUAUUAUCAUCGUGGUCUUUCCUCUCUUGCACACGCGAGCUCAAACUCCUGCGUUGUUCUCUCAGCAUCAUUUGCGUGCUGGUGUUGGUGAAGGUUUCAGAUACGUGUGGAUGAUGGUUGGACGUAGUGGUGCGGACGCGUGUCCAUCCUGAUCAGUCGUUCGGAGUCCCCGUAGGUUUGGUCACCACGACGAACGCAUCAUCAAUCACGUUUUUUCGGGGUUGCUUUACUAUUUAUAGUUUGUCCGCAAAGCCGUCUAUUAUCUUCCUCCGGACGAUAAUUGUUUCCAAGCGGGCCCGUUUAAGCGCGAGCCGAUCAUUAGCUUUGACGAUUGUGUCUUACUUAAUCCCGCUUCAACCUUUUGUGCUCCAAUUACCUGGUUGACAACGUUCACGCCUUUUUUCUUGCUUAAUUAGAUUUUUAACAAAUGAAAGACUUAGCGGAGGCUGUGUAGGAACAUUAAGAUAGUCAUUUGUUACAUUUUCGUUCCCUACUUCUUUGAGGUUUCACCGUAGACACUGAUUUCUUAAUGUGUUUAGAAGAAUAUUGGUUCGGGAAAAUAAAUGUAGGGAUUUGACAUUUUUUAAAAUAAAUUUAUUCAUGAUAAAAUUACUACAAAAAUAAUUGAAGCAUUCAAAGGAUAGAAACGUGUUCAGUAUAGAAAAAGAUUUCGAUUGUCCAUGAUGAGCCGAAAUGGAAGGGCUCUCCCUCCCGAAGUGGUCGAGCCUACUUUCAUAAUUCUUCAGCUUUCUUCGGCCUUUCCUCUCGGCUCGUUUCCCCUCCUCGCAAAUGCGCCGAGACGAAAGUGGGAUUAAUGAAAAUACAGAAGGUGAACGGGGGCAGAAGAGACGUGCUAAAUGCACGUGUAUAUAACGGGAAAGAGGAGAGAGGGUUCAACAGGGUUGAUUAAUCGUCGCCGGUCAGGCUUCUAGAAAGAGACGUCACUCGCAAGACUGCCUGCGUCUAGCUUCGUCGAGCUCUCUUUGUUUACCCGCUUCGAAAUAUCUAUUUCAGUCUUUCCGGUUUCUCGAUAAAAACGCGGAAAAACACUCGGAACUUCGAAAAAUUUUCCAAAAACAAAAUUGGAGACAUAUUUCAUCCAACCGGACCAUCAAUCAUGUUGGUGCAUUGUCAAGUUUCACUCGUAGAGCUCUGUUUUAAUUAAAAAAUUUGAGCUAACCAUUGACCCCGUUCCUUCUCUUCGCCUGAUAAAUACAUGAUUAAAUCUUAACCCUAAUUCUGUCACCUGAGGAACAACCGAAACAACCCAUAAAUAACUCAGCAAUCUAUCAUCAACAACCAGCUCCCGGGCCCGUUAAAAAACAGCCUCCUCCCUUUUAAGAAGCAUCAUUAAAAGCCACUUAUCAAUUUCCCCGAUUUUAUCAGAGCUCGCUCGCUCGUCAGCUUCCAUCCAUGGGGGUCGCUCGUCGCCGAUAGGCUGCCCUCGGUACGCAGCCAAGCCGGCAAAGGGGGUUGCACACAUGGCAGGCAUUGUGCGAGGUCGGGUGCGAAGGGGAGCCAAUAUGGGUUUUGUGUGAAUAGCGUGAAUAGUGGGAGGGGAUUGUGGCACAGAUCGAAAAUCGUCUGCGUGUAUCGGGGGUGGCCUUAACUCUGAAUCAAAGGGCAGCUGAUAGAAGCGGAGAGCACCCCUGCGGUAGCCCGAGUUGAAACGGGAGGCGCUACACGGGGAACCCCGUAGACCCAAGGGUAGAGUCCCGUCGUCCCCUCCACCUCCGCCGGGGAGCCACUGUCCGCGUGGUACGGUAAUAAACCCGGUGAAAGUUUGCCGGGGUGCCCUUUUUGGCACGCGUGGAACCCCUGUGUACCGUGGACGGUCGAAAAUCGUCACGGGGACAGGAUUCGUUUCAUUUCAUUGUAAGUCGGCCUCGCUGCCUGGCGAGUACCUCUCUCUGUGCUGUCGUUCCCUGGAAUACUCUGUGCACAGACUUUGUCGACAGUGCUGAAGGAACUUCUUCGUCGUUUUCAGUGUGUUUUAUAUUAAACACCGAGUGUCUUUUGCAUAUCAAGUGAGGAAAACGCAGUGUGUACACGUCACAGUGUCCUCCGACCAGUUUUACUCGUGAAAUGUGCUCUCCUCGAAGUGGACGGACCAGUGUUGUUUGAGAUUCAUCGUAACAGAUAAUCGCGUUGUCUCUGGUGCUUUCGUAGUUGCCCCUCCAAUCGCGAUGGCCAGCUCCGCGUACUUCGCCAACAGCGAGUCGGACUACUGGCCUUAUCAAUCGUCAAUCGGUGAUCGAUCCGGCGAACAGGUUAUGUAUCCCGAUAGCGGGUAUCACGCAACGCAUCAGCAGCUGCACUCCAGCUCGGAUUACACUCAGAGAGCGAACCAGGAGCUCUCGCCCCCUUCCAGCCUCCUGGAGACUCUUUUGCGUCAUGGGAAAGAGGCAAUCGCAGAGGGUUAUGCUAAUUCGACCGGGAAACCUGUGACGUCACCGCCUGCACAGAGUAUUCCUUACGUUUCUUGCCAAACUCCGCCGUAUACACCGACGUCCUCGACGGAUAGAACCUCGCCUAUCGCGGCGUACCUGGCGGAUACUCAGGAUCGUGUUCAACAGCCGGAAACGCGAAAUAGAUACUUGCAGGGCUAUCAAGCCUACCCCGCGCAGCCGCAUUCCAGCAGCUGCGUGACACCCUCGAUAGUGACACCAGGUUCACCGACCGAUUAUAGCGUUCAACAGGGAUACGGUAGCUAUGUGAAUAAUAAUAAUGAUGGGAAGCAAAGCCCUAAUGAGGCUGAGUACGCGGAAGAUCAGGCGCAACGACAGGUGGACUAUCCAUGGAUGAAGUCUUCUUACUCCAGUGGGGACACGAAUGGCGCUGGGCACAAACGAACACGACAAACCUACACACGUUUCCAAACCCUCGAGUUGGAAAAGGAAUUCCACUUUAAUCGGUACCUCACCAGAAGACGUCGCAUAGAAAUAGCGCAGGCUCUGUGCUUGACCGAGCGCCAGAUUAAAAUCUGGUUCCAGAAUCGGCGCAUGAAAGCGAAGAAAGAUGGCAAACUGAGUUACAACGGGCUGGAAACGAAUAUGGAGGACAUCGUAUCCACCAGUCAAAGUGGAUCGCCCAUUGAAGGUCUAUUGGCCACGGGGACAACGACAACUCCAACGACUACCAUGAUGCCCAUCGGACAAGCUACCACGUCUAUUCAACAUACUUCCGUGAUGCCAGAGCAUCAUCUUCACGAAGCUUAUCUUCAGUAUCGCCAUCAGCAGCAUAACAUGUACGACGGGCAUAGUUACUUCCAGAAGCAAAUGUAUGGGAGUCAGAUGCCUAAGCUCCAGCAUCAUGCCGAAUCCUGAACACGUUGGAUCAGUAUUGAAAAUAAGACUGCUUAAUAUAAUUUUGUAGGUAUAUAGGUUACUUGGGAAUCAAUUUUGAGAUUAACUUUAAAAGCCAUCAGUGAUCCUUCAUGGCAAUCAACGUGUUAACCCUUUUCUGAUCACAAAAACAUUCAAACUAGUCGAAGAUACCUCAAACAUGGACUAGCCAGCUAAAGAACCUACAUUUCCACGGGCAAUUCAGAGUGCAAGCGUCAAAUAGAUAAGAGACAACUAGAAGAAAGGAAAUUACAGGCAUCGCACGACAAAGUUCGACCUUUACGGUGCAUCGUGAACAGGGAAUGCCGUUCGGGACAAGAUCGGGCCAGCUGACCCUGCAACCACUAUGAUUUAUGGCUGAACGAGCUAAACAGCCGAGCAUCCUGCGGCUCAGGUAUCCCGAAAGCGCGGUCGUUCACGCCGUAUUUCGCUUGCCACGGUCCGCUCCAAUCGGUUCGCGCUACAACACGCCCGGCCACUCUUUCCAGUACCGCGUACGAAGUUUCGAAAAUAUUUUGACUCGUCCGCUGAAAAUUCAUACUCGGCUGAUUAAUGACGAUGACUCGGCUAUCGUCGCGUUUCCACUUUCGUCACGGUCGCUUUCUGGAAGAGAUUUGCGCGAACGGGAGAAGCUGAUGGACGCUGAAAGAACCUGAAGAAAAAGAGGAAGAACUUAUCGUUGGAACUAGCAUAAAAUUCAAAGCCAAACGUAAGAAUGAAAAGAACAAUGUUUAUAAUCGAGUGGAAACUUACCGAUAACUUGAUGCGGACAGGGCGACAACUUGGGGAGUCGAAAAGUUAAGGGAUGAAGAAGAGUGGGGGGGCGCUCAGCAGCUGCGCCGUUCACACGCAACAAGAUGGCUGAAAACGUUCUUCGUGCGUGCAACAGCGGUCUUAAUUCUUUUUUUUCCUUUUAACAAUCCUUCCAGUUUAACUUGCAAUCGUAAUAAUUAGUUCGCAGCGUCGAAUUUGUGUCGCCCUCGAAUUGCAAGUUGGAGUUGCUCGAAGAACAAUAAGUGCGUAAUCGUUGAAUUUUAUAGAUCGUCCAAACAAGAUCAUUAAGGUCUAUAAACUUGUGCGAAUCAGUGCUUAGUUUAAGGUAUAUUUUCACUUCAAUCGUGGUGGUAAUUAACUAAUCUGUAAGGUAACUUUAUUUUCUAUUCUGUUGCAAUAAUUUUGCAAAUGAUGCUGAAUGUUCCUAUUAGUUAGUAAAACAGUGUAAAUAUUAUUAUACAUCUAAAGUGAUAAAAAAUGUUCAAAUAAAAAUUAAACGAACUCUUGGGUGGACAAGAGGUAUGAUAUUUUUAAGUACAAUGAUCGUAGGAUUACAGAGCUUAUUGUUAGUAAUAUAAAUUUAUUUAUUACAAGUUUAAGGAAAGCUAGAAAAUAUUUUUGGACAAUUGUACUUUAAGAGAGAUACUAGUCGAUUUAAUAUAAGUUUUAUUAGAUAAUCUUAUAAACGCUAUAUUUGGGACUGAUAAUAAAUUAUUUCAUAAAGGCCACUGUUACUUCAUCGACAUUAUAUUGAUAUUAGCAUAAUUAACAUUAUUAAAUUACUUGCAAUCUAAAAGCGUAUAUUCCUCUAAAGAUACUUAAUCGUUUGUUUUCGUAAACAGGGAGAGUUAAAUUAAUUUGGA